Messenger RNA from Didymosphaeria variabile, 1170 nucleotides. RefSeq lists its product as uncharacterized. The record is from RefSeq and is a predicted model, not a curated record. Bases 1 to 1170 code for a protein of 389 amino acids. Lineage: Eukaryota; Fungi; Ascomycota; Dothideomycetes; Pleosporales; Didymosphaeriaceae. Gene Ontology annotation, biological process: lipid homeostasis. Gene Ontology annotation, cellular component: endoplasmic reticulum; membrane. The transcript is spliced from 2 exons.
AUGCACGACCCCUUCCCGUUCCCAUGCCCGGACUGGUUACGGCAGCGCAUCGAGCCUUUCGCCGACUACGUCUCUCUCAAGACCCUCCCGCUGCACAUUCACGAAGUGCUUCUCGCGUUCUCCCUCUACUCCACGGUCAACAUCAUCGUCGCGCCCAUCAUCUCGCGGUUUUUCUUUCCGCGAAUAUACCCCAGCUUCAAUGCCCGCACCAAACUUAAUUGGGAUGUGCACAUUGUGUCGUUUGUGCAGAGCACCGUCAUCUGCGUGCUCGCGCUCUGGGUCAUGGCGAACGAUGAGGAGCGCAGCGAGAUGAACUGGGCAGGCAAGGUGCAUGGGUAUACCGGUGCCGGGGGACUGAUACAGGCGUUUGCGGGGGGAUAUUUCUUGUGGGAUCUGGUCAUCACGGUGCAGAAUAUCAACGUCUUUGGGUUGGGUAUGCUGGCGCACGCGGUUUCCGCCUUGUUCGUCUUCUCGCUUGGCUUUAGGCCCUUCGUCAACUUCUACGCGCCCACUUUCAUCCUCUACGAGCUCUCUUCGCCCUUCCUGAACAUCCACUGGUUCUGCGACAAGCUCAAAAUGACGGGCUCUAAAGUCCAGCUCUACAAUGGCAUCAUCCUGCUCUGCACCUUCUUCGGCUGCCGCCUCUGCUGGGGAACGUACCAAUCUGUACGCGUUUUCUACGACGUCUACCGCGCGAUCACAGCUGGCGAAUUCGUCUUGCAAGACCCGGAGCUCGGCAAGCUCAGCAAUGGCACCACCGUUGAUCCCAACGCCAUUCCGACAUCUGACAUCAUGCGAUUCGCCGGCGAGCGUACUGUUCCGCUGUGGCUCGCCGCUUGCUACCUGCUGUCAAACCUGACGCUCAACGGUCUGAACUGGUUCUGGUUUGGUAAGAUGAUUGAGACAAUCAGGAAGCGGUUCGAUCCGCCGCUUGGCACAAGAAAGCCGGAGGUUAACGAGCUGGGAAACGAGCAGGUGCUGGUCGAGGGUAUCAGCCUGCAGUCACCGCCACAGACGCCGUACGCUCAUGCAAGUGGCACCGACGCGAAAGACUAUAUUGGGGCUGUGAAGGUAGAGAAAAAGUCGAACCACUUGGAGAUUGAGCAGAUGGAGAUCAGGAAGAGGACUGGAGAAGAUGGUAGACCGAUGAGCAGCGCGAGAGCGGCAUAG